CGCGUUGCCGGUACUCCCCUAGUACCGACAGAACGAUUCCUGUUCGGCUCAGCAACACCUUCCUCUUCCUUCCUCCCCCCGCCGUGCGCUUCUCCGCUACCCCGGAGGCAAAAGAGCCCCCCGAUCUCCCGGGGCCCACCUGCCCGCCCGCCCGCGCGCCGCGAUGCGGAGAAGCUUCCGGUUCUGAGCCGGCCCGACUCCACCAACAACUCGUCGUCAUCCUCCGCUUCACCCACUCCUCCUCCGGCCGUCGCCGCGGGGAAGCGGAGGGCGGCGAGAUGUGGGUGUUCUACCUGAUAUCGCUGCCCCUCACGCUAGGCAUGGUCGUCGUCACGCUCCGCUACUUCGCUGGCCCCGCCGUGCCGCGCUACGUCGUCGCCACCGUCGGAUACGCCUGGUUCUGCUCCCUCUCCUUCAUCAUCCUCGUCCCCGCCGACAUCUGGACGACAUUAACUGGCAGUGAGAAGGGUGGCAUUGGAUUCUUUUGGAGCUGGUCAUAUUGGAGCACGUUUAUCUUAACAUGGGCUGUAGUUCCUACUAUCCAGGGCUAUGAAGAUGCAGGAGACUUCACCGUCAAAGAAAGGCUGAAAACUAGUAUUCAUAUGAACCUGUUCUUUUAUUCAAUUGUGGGGGCCAUUGGUCUUAUUGGACUCAUACUACUCUUAGUUAUGCAUAGAGCUUGGGACGGUGGUAUUGUGGGAUUUGCAAUGGCAUGCUCAAAUACCUUUGGACUGGUGACUGGUGCUUUUCUUCUUGGUUUUGGGUUGAGCGAAAUUCCAAGAAAUAUUUGGAGAAAAGCAGACUGGUCUCACCGCCAAAAACUACUUUCUCAUAGAGUUGCCAAGAUGGCUGUAAAGCUUGAUAGUGCUCAUCAAGAAUAUUCAAAUGCAAUUGUCGUUGCUCAAGCCACUUCAAAUCAAAUGUCAAAACGUGACCUUUUGAGGCCUUAUAUGGAUAUUAUUGACAACAUGUUGUCUCAAAUGCUGCGGGAUGAUCCAUCCUUUAAACCUUCUGGUGGUAGAUUAGGCGAAAAUGAUAUGGACUAUGAUACUGAUGAUAAAUCAAUGGCCACACUUCGCCGGCAACUCAGGAGGGCUCAUGAGGAGUAUUAUAGGUGCAAAAGUGAGUAUAUGACUUAUGUCAUGGAAGCCCUUGAACUGGAAGACACUAUAAAAAAUUAUGAGCGUCGCGAUGCAAACGGCUGGAAAUGUGUAUCAAGUUUCAGAGAAAGUCGUUCAGGCACACUUGGAUCCCUUUUGGACACUAUUGAGUUCAUUUGGCGCUGUAUACUGAGAAAGCAGCUUCAGAAAGCAUUUGCUGUUAUCCUUGGCUGCAUAUCAGCUGCCAUACUGUUGGCUGAAGCCACUUUACUCCCAGGUGGUGUUGAUUUAUCACUUUUUUCUAUUCUUAUAAAAGCUGUAGGAAAGCAAGAGGUUUUGGUCCAGGUUGCUGCAUUUGUCCCCUUGAUGUAUAUGUGCAUUUGCACAUAUUAUUCACUAUUUAAGAUUGGUAUGUUGAUGUUUUAUUCUCUGACUCCAAGACAAACCAGCUCUGUCAGCUUGCUUAUGAUCUGCUCAAUGGUUGCAAGAUAUGCUCCUCCUAUUUCUUAUAACUUCCUGAAUCUCAUCCGCCUUGGUGGUAAUGCCAAAACUACUUUUGAGAAGAGAAUGGGGAACAUUGAUGAUGCAGUUCCUUUCUUUGGGAGAGGCUUCAACAGGAUCUAUCCACUGAUUAUGGUUGUCUAUACGCUAUUGGUUGCUAGUAAUUUCUUUGGCCGUGUGAUUGACUUUUUCGGAAGCUGGAAAAGGUUCAAGUUCCAGUGUGAAGAAGAGAACGUGGAUGGUUUUGAUCCGUCUGGAAUGAUUAUUCUACAAAAAGAGAAAUCUUGGAUCGAACAAGGAUGUAAAGUGGGCGAGCAGGUUAUUCCAUUGGCAAGAAAUUUUAAUGGCAUGGACACAGAUAUUGGAUCCCAAAACGUACCAUUGGUUGAAAAUACAGUGGAGAUGAAAGCAGGAGCAACUUCUUCCAGAAUCGAAGGGAGAGUUGGUCAGUCGAAAUAUGCUAACAACAGGGAAACUAUCGCCAGCAAGUACUCUUCUAUUAGGGAGCAGAAUCGGCAAGCAGCGAAGGCAGCAAAAAAGGAAAUUUCAUCUAACUCUGUGUCUUUGCUUGAAGAAGGAAAUUCUGAACAGCGGUCCAAUGCUGGUGUACCACCAGCUGGAAUGUCCUCAACAUGGGCCUCAAUGAAGAUUGGUUUUCAGAACUUCAAAACAAAUAUGGGUUCCAAGAAGUUCCUUCCUUUGCGCCAAGAUCCAGGAUUUGUUCUGCAUACAAAUGUCGCUUCGCCUGAAUCUCUUGAUGACAUAUUCCAAAGAUUAAAACGGCAACCUGCAAAUAUGCCUGUGGAUUACCUUGAUGAUGAUGAUGACAACACUGGAGACAUGGAUCUACAUUUCCAGGAUCAGUGAGAUAGGUCGUGAUAUUCUUUUAGGAUUUAGAAUAUGCAUACUCAGAAAUUGAAAGAUUUGGUAGCGUUAGAUGCAGAAAAGAAGAUAUAGGAUGCAUAGAUUUGAUGAUGGUUCUGGUGUGCUUCCUGGAAGCUCAAGACGCCUGCCCAUCUGGAAACUACAAACAUGAAAGAAUCUUAUGAUGACAGGUUUUGCAGAAGGGCGGCAGAUUUUCCCACCAAGAGAUCAUGGGACUUUUCUGCUUUACAACUACUACGAAGGUAACAGACAUUGUUGACUUGCUGAUUUUCUUACCUUGUUAAAUCUGUAUGAGAUGCUAAUUUGUUAUCGAAGGGAAAGAAUGUGAAGGAAUAUGUCUUUGAGAGUUGUAACCAGUAAAAAUGUAGUAUCAAAUGUAUACUUGGUCGGGAAAAUGCCCCAAGUGUUUUUGUUUGGCCAAACAUUAGACUUGUAUUUGAUGGUAAACUUGCAGACACUCUUGUGCUGUUGUGCUGCUGCCUGACUGAAAAAUGACCUAUUUCUGCUGU
Molecule: messenger RNA, 2995 nt
Organism: Phragmites australis (common reed)
Lineage: Eukaryota; Viridiplantae; Streptophyta; Magnoliopsida; Poales; Poaceae
Exons: 14
Coding region: 279-2468 (729 amino acids)
Cellular component (GO): membrane
Source: RefSeq, a predicted model, not a curated record